AUGUCGGGGGCGAAUGUCAUAAAAGUGGAGGUGGAUGAGGAUGAGGAGAGAGGUGUGCAACUCUACGGGGAGUUUUUAAGCCAUAAUCUUGAGCGGGAAAAUUUACCCGGCCUUGUUAACCUUAGACUGCCACAAGUUCAGGAUUCCUUAAAUUAUGACCUGGCAAGACUGGCGGAAGUUUUUAGUCAAUCUGAGGAGAGAGAUUUGGUCCGACAAAGAGCUGAAGAGAUAGAUCUGGAGUCCUUGUCAACGGAGAACUUCUUGUCCUUAAUCAACGAGCUCUUUCAUGACGGGGGGAUUACACAGGAAAGAGUUCUUGUUCUUUUCUUCUUCUGUUCUGAUCUAACAAUACGUGCUUGCAGAGCAGGUUUAGGAUCUCUCUGUUUGAAUAUAACUAAUUGGACCCUGGGGUUUCUGCGUAGAACAGUAGCUGUGUGGGUCAGAGUACAGGGAGGCUGGUCAAAGGUUCUGCGUGGUCAGGGAAGUUACAGUGAUACGAUGCUUGUGAUUGGAUCUAGUAUCAUUAUUAUCUCCUUCAUACUUUACUACAGAAGAAGAACUUGAUAAGAACCUAAUUGGAACCGAUUAGCUACCUCAUCUCUCGCUAAACUAUAUUUUUGCACCAAUGUACAAUGACAUGUCAUGCUAACCCUACAAUCAUGUAGGACCUACAUGGAAGAAUACAAUUACAUGGGAUGUUGGGACAAGUGGUCACCUGUGACCAUUUGUCUGAUCAGGAAUUUUUAAUAGAUAAAUAGAUGUUAAUGUACAUGCCUGUCAGAAUUUAAAUGUUGUUGAAUUUAAAAUUCAACCAUUUCCUUUGUAUAAUAAUUCAAAGAGCUUUUAAAGCAACAAUUAAAAUCGGUUAUAAAUGGUAGAAAACAUGCACAGGUUUUAAUAUAAAUCUUAAUUGUAACAUAUCUUAAAAGAUCUCAAAAAUAUUAUUUUGAAUCAUACGUUUUAAAAGAUCUCAUUCAUGUAAAAGAAAUUUGUAAAUAUUUGACUUAUAUUUUAUUUUAUUUUUGUAUGUUUAUUUUUUAUCUAUUUGAAGCUUUUAACCCCUCUUGCUUUCUGUUUAGUAUUAUUUGAAUAUAAAAAGAUGUUACAAGUAUUCCAAUAAAAAAAUGUGCUGAAAAAUCCACAAAUAAAUUUGAUUUUUCGAAGCUUUGUCUGUAUUAAUUCAUCGCAGCUCCAAGACAUUUUUUUUCACAAUUUAUUUUUAAAUUAAUUUUUUUAAACAAAAUUUUAAAGAGAGUAGUGCAUUUUUUCUCCGACUGUUGUAUUUUCUUUUUAUCUGAUCAUAGAUCUGUUUGCUGUUCCUCUUUUGUAGAUAUACGCAUUCUAAUCCCUUGUAGACAAAGGAGAUAUGCAUUUUGACACAUAUUUCUGCUUUUGUUUCUCCCUUUUUGGCAAUUUUCUGUUUCAUACUAUUCUUUAAUUUGAUAUCAUGGAACCAGAAAUAUUACAUUAAGUAUAAUAGAAAGUUACUGUAAAUGAAUAAAUAUCAGAUGUAUUUGCCGUUUUCAGUAUGUACUGCAGCUGCAAGAAAAUUAUUAAAUUGAUUUAAAACACAAUUCAUGACUCAUAAGGCAUUUCCAGUAUUGUAUGAUCAAAGGGAAUUUUCCUGUUAUGCUUGAUAAUGUAAAAAAGACAAUCUUUUUGUGUAACCAAAACUAAAUAAUUUAGGAUAAAAAUGUUUUUAAAAAUCACAAUCAUAGUGCCUAAAUAAUGUUCAUUCUUCACUUGUUUACACUUUUCUAUGAUUUUUAGAAA
Eurytemora carolleeae is the source of this 1773-nucleotide messenger RNA. RefSeq names its product apoptosis regulator BAX-like. Gene Ontology annotation, molecular function: protein homodimerization activity; protein heterodimerization activity. Lineage: Eukaryota; Metazoa; Arthropoda; Copepoda; Calanoida; Temoridae. Bases 1 to 564 code for a protein of 187 amino acids. Gene Ontology annotation, cellular component: mitochondrial outer membrane. The transcript is spliced from 8 exons. Gene Ontology annotation, biological process: regulation of apoptotic process; intrinsic apoptotic signaling pathway in response to DNA damage; extrinsic apoptotic signaling pathway in absence of ligand. The record is from RefSeq and is a predicted model, not a curated record.